Messenger RNA from Diorhabda sublineata, 6914 nucleotides. It is a transcript of the gene trus, whose product is annotated as programmed cell death protein 2-like. The transcript is spliced from 6 exons. Bases 316 to 1572 code for a protein of 418 amino acids. Gene Ontology annotation, cellular component: cytoplasm. The record is from RefSeq and is a predicted model, not a curated record. NCBI's taxonomy places the organism in Eukaryota, Metazoa, Arthropoda, Insecta, Coleoptera, Chrysomelidae.
AUAACACACAUAAAAUAUUUAUAUGGCAUGCAAUAUAUGUGUAAAAUAUAUCUAAAUAUAAACUAUAUAAUUUGAUUCUCGAAAUAUAAUAUUUUAAUAGUUAUUAACAUUAAUUUUAAUUCAUUCUAUUUCUGCAAAUAAAACCAUUCAAAUCGAUACCUAAUAACCUUCAUCGGAGCAUGUGCAGAGUAGUUGAAAGCAAUUUGGUUAUGUGAAAUUGUUUUCUUGUAUGUAUAUUUGGUUGACUGAUUUAUUUGAAAACAUUCAUCGAUCAUCCCGAUUUUAUUAAUAAUUAUUUAAAUUUUUGAGUUUAAUAUGGAAAAAAAUAGAGAAACGGUGCUAUUAGGAUUUGAAGAUGAACAUAUUAGUGAAAAAUAUAAAAAUCAAGUCAAUUUUUGUACCAAUAAAAUAGGAGGAAAACCUGAUUAUCCUCCAAAUAUAAAAUUGGAUCCUCCAAUUUGUGGACUUUGUCAACUUCCAAGACCUCUGAUUGUACAAAUAUAUGCUCCUCUGGAACAUUCAGUGUAUCACCGCACACUGUAUUUGUUUGCCUGUAUUAACCCUAAUUGUUGGAAUUUAAAUGAAAGCUGGUAUUGCAUUAGAGUGCAUUCUCAAGAAACGACUUUUGAAUCUGAAGAAACUAUUAGUUCAAAAUCAACAUCUGUUGUAACACAUUGGUGUGAUGAUGCAGAUGACUGGGAUGAUGAUAACAAUACUAAUUUUAACGAAGAAAAUGGUAAUGUUAUCAGCAACAUUGAAAAAGUGUCAGAUGAAGAUGAUGAGAGUUGUUCUUUGGAAGAUUCUUUAAGAUCAGGCUUCGGAAAUCUAUUCGUCGAUGAUAGGAACGCUAAUAAAGGCGCUCAAGGAGGAGCUGUGGGUAGAUUACAUUCUCCUUCAGCCACAGCUGAAAUUGAAGGAAAUGAAGGUGAAGUAAUAAGUAUUGAUACUCCAACUUUUCCGCAACGCGAUAUUGCCUCACUUCUUCAGGAAGCUGCUCCUCUUCCUCAAGAUAUUUGUCAAUCAGACUCUAGAAGAAUUUCCUCAAUUCAAUUUUCUCCCUAUUUUAUGGCAGUUUGGGAAGAAACGCCAGAUAAACAGCUGGCUAAUGUUAGUGACAGACACGUCAAGGAAUUAUUACAGGAUUAUCAACAAAAAAACGAUGAUAACUCAUAUUUGCUGAGUCCUGAAGGUGGCGUAACUGAAGGAGGAGAAGGUUAUGAAAAAUAUGAAAAAAGUAAUCCUGCCCACGGUGAUAAAAUGUUCCACCAAUUUUUAUCCAAAAUACAAAGUAAUCCUGGACAAAUUUUAAGGUAUAGUAGAGAAUCUUCUCCCAUUCUUCUCUACCCCCUGCAAGAAACAAUGAAGAAAUGUCAAUAUUGCCAAGGAGAUCUCGUAUUUGAAUUUCAGAUACUCUCAACGAUUAUUUCCAAAUUGAAAUUAUUAACUGAUCCUAAACAAAUUGCCAGAUUGGAAUUUGGUACUGUACUGGUAUACACUUGCAGAAAGAGCUGUUGGUCCUCUGACACCAUCUUUAGAACUGAGACUGUGAUUUUACAAAAGGAAUUGUAUUAAUUUUUGGAAAUGAUGGAUUGGAUUCCAUUUUUGUAGAUUUAGUUCAAUUAUGUUGUAAGGUACGGCUAAACUCUAUUUCACCAAAGACGGAAUAUUUUUUUUAAUUUCUUAAUAAAAUUGAUUGUUGUUUGAAAAUUAAGACACUAAUCUGUAAAAUCAGGAAUUUGGACACUUCUUUGUGUUAUAAUAGUGAACAGAUUACAUAAAAAUCAUUUUUCAUGAAUGUAUUUUAAGGAACUCAAAUAUAGAUAUCAAUAACAAAAAAUUACACUUUUUAAAUUUCUAGUCUAUUCAAAGUAACAAAGUCUUAUAAAGAAUUUAUCCUUCAAUAAUAUAUUAUAUAACUCAAAAAAUACUGAACGAUUUUGAUAUUAUUGAAAUAAUUAUAACAACAAAUUUUCUUUACUUUUGUUGUUUAUCAAAUUAUAAUUUUUGCUAUUGAAUUCUAAAUAAUUAAUUUUAUUUUUCUCAUUGUUGUUUAUUCUUUUACCUUUUGAGGUGUCUGUUGAGGCUUCUGGUCCUCCUGGUACACUUUUAUUUCACUGUCUUCAAUAUUUGCAAUCUUUCUCAAUUCCAUAUCUAUAUUUUUUACUUCUAUAUCAUACCAAUGGUUUUGAGAUUUUAGUUUAUUACAAUUAUUGUUAUUUUAUUUUUUUUUCUAUUUCACUUAUUUUUAAUGCCUCUCUUAUAUUUUAUUUUUCUAUCUAUCAUAGUAGCUUCAUACAGGAUGUACAAAAAUUAAGGAAUAAUAAGUUGUAAUUGUUGAUUUAAGAUUAAUAGAUUUCAAAAUUGUUUGCUUAUUUUUUUAUUUAUAAAAAUAAUAUAAUAUAAAAUUUGAUAUACAUAUGGGCUCAGAAAUAGAGUUUAAAUCAUUAAAUCUACCCCCAACCCUAAAUAUUCCAAAAUUUUUACUUAAUAAAAAUAUUACCUCAGUGGUUAUAAUGGAAAUAUUCAAAUUUCUCACUUUUUCUAAUUUCGAAAAUUUUAUCUAUGUAGUGAAAUAUGUGUUUAGCUUUUAUAGCAUAUAUAUGACAUAUACAAGGUGGUCCAGAAUUAUGCAUAUUAAUUUCUAGAGGAAAUAGUAUCUCCGAAAGCUUCCUUCCUUAUUUACUUAUUCCUAAAACUGAAAGGGGCGAAUUGAGAAUAUAUUUUUUCAAAUAUCAGUUUAAUUAAUGUUAAGUUUAUAUUUUGACAAUGAUUAUAGUACAUAAGGAUAAUUAAUUUCACAUAACUACUUACUACAUUCCAUAUGAAUAUAGGGUAGUAUUGUUUCAAGAAAUUAUUCACAAAAUUGUUUUUCUAUCUACAAAAGUUGCUCUUGUUAUAAUUUAUGAUCACAUUCGAUUUAUUUAAACUUGAGGGAAUAUAUAUUUUUUUAAUAUAAUCGAAACUAUACUAAUUUAUUCAAGCUUCUGCAGUUUUUGACUACCACUGUGUCCACUGCAACGGCAGAACUUUCUUCCAGUAUCUUUAAACGCACAAGAAAAACUAUUUAAUGAAUCUAUGUUCAAAUAACGUUGAAAAUGAUGCGAUUAAAACAUCGAAUUUAUUCUAGGCGAAAAUCAAGAGAUCCAGCGUUGUUUUAAAGCAAUUACAUUUCAGAUAAGACAACGAAGAUGUGUAUCAUGUGAAAUUAGAUUACUGUCUACUGCCUUUUUUCAAUUUAUACCAUCUUUGUUUGUAGGGUAAGAGUGGAUAAGACGGCGAACCCAAGGACUGAAGCGAUAGUAUGAUUAAAAGGUCUUAUCUAUUAGUAAUUCAUUUUAUGAAGUACAUAAACAUUUAUAAGUACGAAUUACUAAGGCUAAGACAAAAUUAUUUAAAAAAACUGUCAAAUUCGUCAUCUUACCAUAAUGUGCGGCUAAGAUGACUUUAUCUCGGGUAAGAUGAUGAAUAUUCAAAGUUACGUCGAAAUAUUCAACAUAACCAAUUUCCAUUUAAUCAAUAAGGUAAAAAUAUAUCAAUAUUGUCAAAGAUCUAUUUAAACAAAAUAAUAAUUGGUAAUACAAAAAAUAAAAAGUUGCAAAUAUUAAUGAAACUUAAGAUUUAAGUUAUUGACAGAAAUCACAAAGCCACUGUUUAACUUUUGCUUCUUUCACAUCUAGUCCAGUGCAUGCAGCGUGAGCCCAUUCUUCACAUUUGGUACACAUAUACCAAAGAUCAUUAUUUUUUCUGCGUCGUCACAUUAAAUGCCUUUCAUCACCAGAGCUGAUUAUAUCCAGUUCAUCUUCAGUGUCUAUUGUCUGAACUUCACAAGAUGAUUCUGAAGAUGAGCUAAACACCUUUCGCUUAAUGGUUUUUGAUUUCACUUAUUUUCUUUAACUUGUGGCUUUUUCUUCUUUUGUCGUUCUUUUUCCAUUUUCUCUUUUUGUUUUACUUCCAAAGCUAUUUUAACUAUGUGCUGGAAAUUAUUAAAUAUAUUUAUUUUUAACUUCAUCUAGAGAUAAUGGAGGAAGCCCAGUUCCGUUGUUACUUGAGGGAGGUGUUAAUUGUUGUUUUUGAUUAGAUUUUGGUAGGUAGAUGGCUGAGCGAAAUUUAAAUUUGCACGUUCACAUAAAACAUUUUCAAGAACUUGUAAAACUGUUGUAGGAUUAGUAUUCUCCUGGGCUUCAAAAGGAUUGUCUAUAGUUUUGGUCGCUAUAAAAUCUAGCUCAAAAAAGAUAUCGGAAUUUAAAGGUUCUAAUGAACUAACCUUAAAUCCAUAAAUAAGCAAUAUCUUGAACGAUGAUGGUUCUUCCUGAAUUAUUAACAAAAAAUUUUCACAGACUACGCUAUAAGCAGUUUUUAUGGGACCAAAAAAAAAAUGUAAUCCAUCCAUGUAAUGUGGUGUAGUUUUCUCUACUUAAAUUUAUGGCAUCCAGAGUUACAUGUGUAGCUUGGUUAUCCAUCAAUAAUAAAAUGGAAUUAUCUUUGGAGGGCUUGACUUUAUUAAAUAAAAUGGUGCAGAUAUUUAAUAGAGUUUUCUGUUGUCAUCCAUUGAAUCGAUCCUGAGGAAGCACCAUCCAUGAAUGCAGGUUGCAUCCUAACACGGGAAAAAAUUACCAUCAGUGGAAUAAAUGUACCAACUGCAUUGAUGCGACAUAAAGCUGUAACAUUUGAUCCUCUUUUGGCUGGUGAUAUUUUGAUAACACUACGAUUUCCUUUAGGGGUCAGAAUUUUUGGAUUUUUAUUAGGAACUGUGGAAAUCUCUGUCUCAUCAUAAUUUUAGAUUUGGUUAGCAGAGUAGUUAUACUUUAGUCUUAGGUCUUUUAAAGUGUUAAAAAAUUUGUCAACAUUUUGUUUGUUAAGACGUGCUAUGGAUGUGAACUCGGGUGUUCUUAAAGAAAUAUUGAACUUUUUUCUAAAAUUUUCACAAAAUUCUUUAGCAGCUCUCUUUUAUCAACGUUGAAUCUGUGAUCAAUGCUACGAUACUCUGCAUAUUCAAACACAAUUUUGAUAUACUGUUUUCUCGUUAAGCGAAAAGCCCUUUGGUCGACUUCCACAAUGUAAUUCUUCAGUUGUAAUAUCUGUUCAUCAGUAAAUGUGGCUUUGGAACGCCCAGCAUGUUGUGUAAAAUUCGGUAAAAAAAAUCCUACAAAACCACUAAUUAUUUCCAUAUUUCUUAAUAUUGCUUCUGGAAUAGCAAACUCAUUUGAAGCUGAGUUAAUACUUCUACCAUUGUAUUUAACGUCUCUCAUGGCAAACUGUUUCGUUGUCUGGCGUGUGUACUUUUCUAUUACUGAAUUAAAAAGUUAAAAUUCGCCAUCUUAGCCUAAGUAACAAAAUAAAAAUGAUUUAGGGUGUUAAAAGCAACAUUUAAUAUGUUAGGAGUCAAUGAAAUUUUCUAGAUUUCCACCAACUGUAUACGAUGUUUAUCAACAGUGGCUUACCGAAAAACUAAUGUCCGCUUUUAAAAUCGCCGUCAUUUCAUCACGACUUGCAAAAACGCAAGGCCACUAAACAGUAUGAAAAUAUGUAAGUAGGUAUGGUGUGUGUGUGUGCGCGCGCGCAUUGCAUUUCUUUCUGCGACAGCCGUCCACCAGCAUACACGUUAGUUUUGUAUAAUUUGUGUCCAAUCUGUAGCUUUGCACGUGGUCAAACCCUCGGAACAACUUAAAAGGAUUUUACUUUUAAUUAAAAACCACCGUUUUAUUGAAUAUUAUUUUUGUUAAAAUAAAUAAUUAUUACCGCGGUUCAAAGUCUGAUUUAGUUAUUGUGCUGUCGAGGGCAUGUCAAGUUUUAUACAUUGAUAUUAGAACCGUUCUUAUUACAAUCGUCAAGUAGGUAAAGACUUCCAAAGGGUAACGCUUCAUGCUGUCGACUGAACUGCGUUCAUAUUUUUUAUUCUCCAUAAUAUUGCCCUAUUGCCCCCCCUUAGUUUUAACCUGGCGACGCCCUUGCUUACCCUACUUGUUCGGUUGUGUUUAAAGACCAAAUUAGAGAACAUAUUACAAUUGUAUUUGGGUUUCCUCGCAUUUUCUAGUAAAGCCCUGUAGGUGCAAAAAUUAAAUUAUAACAUGAAACAAUCUCUUACAAUGCAAUUUUUAGUUUUAUAUUUCACCUUGCCCAAACGUCCAAUCGCCGCCACUGUUAUUCAAUACAGAAGAGCAAUAGAUUUGUUAGAAUUCAUAUUAAGGUGUGGUACCAUGGACAGAAAAAUAUGUUUAUUGAAUGUAAAACAUCUAUUCUUAAAAUAAAUUAAUAGUCCUGAAGCCUUUCAUCUUAUCCUUUUUCCAUUGUAGAAAAUUUAAUUGAGUUUAAUCUAAUAUUUAUCCACUUUUUCCACACCUUUAUGUCUGACGAAAUUCGUGAUUUUAUGGUUAUUACAUACUUAUUAAAUGGCUAUGACAAAUUAGCACUUUAUUAUGUGAUGGAAUUUUCCAUGCAUGAUAAAAGUAGAGAAAGUAAUAAAAUUUAUAUAAACAUAAAACCAAUGUAAUAAAUUUUUUAAAUAUAACUCCCAAUAACAUAAAAAUAUCCAAUAUGAAACUGUAUUUUCGGUAAAACCAAAUAACACUAUUCAAUAAUCAUGUUAAGUAGAGUUCAGGCCCUGUAGUUGUGUAGUAAAUUGAAUUAUUAACAAAAGAAAUGGGUAGGUAAAAUCAUUAACAUCUUUAUAUUAAUCAUGGAUCACCAAAUUUCACAGUGAAGAUUUUAAAACAGUAUAUUAUAUUUUAACAUUUUAUUUAAAUUAUAAUGAUUUUACAUAUCUGUAACAAGUCAUUAUAGAAUCAGUACUGACUAUACUUUUAUUAGGAGAUAAAAUAUGAGUAUGCUGCCAAUAUCAAAGCACGCCUCCUUAAAAAUCCUUUUGCUAUACAUAUAUAUGUAACAAUUACUGUAAUACAACUUUAGAAACAAAA